AUUUCCAAGCCAUCCCCAUAAAUAAAUAAAUAAACCACUUUACAAAGCCAUACACAUUACACAUUUACAAACACCUUCCUUUGACUAAGGCAAAUAAGCUCAUUGUUUUGUUCCCUUUUCAUGUUAGCAAGUACUCACGGAAAAGUAACACAGAAACCACAGCAAUGUCUGGCUCCCGAAAGAAGCUUCUUCUGAACACCGUGUCCGUGAAACUAGGCUGCGGCACCUGCAGAAGACCAAGCCUGCGUCGCAUAUUCCACCCAAAGCCAAAACCAAAGAAUCUUAACAACAACACCAAUUACCGAAAGCACAAACAUUCUUCUUCUUCUUCUGCUUCUUCUUCCUUUUUUGCAAGCCAAUGGGGGGGUGACAGCACCAGCGCCACCCCCACCAACACCAACACCACAUUCUCACCCUACGUUGAUUCCUCACACUUUUCUGACUCAGAUUCCUACGUGAAGGCUGUGGGGGGUUUAGGCAGAGCUGGGAAAGAAGGUGUGGCUGUGGAGAAAGACUCUGAUGACCCUUAUCUUGAUUUCAGACAUUCCAUGCUUCAAAUGAUAUUGGAGAACGAGAUAUACUCCAAGCAGGAUCUCAGAGAGCUUCUGAACUGCUUUCUUCAGCUGAAUUCACCGCAUCAUCAUGGUGUUAUAGUCAGAGCUUUCACUGAGAUCUGGAACGGUGUUUUCUCUGUGAGGUCCAGUUCUCACAUCCACCUUAAGCCACGUGAGUUCUAAGUACUGCACGUGAUCGUGGGGGUGUUAAGGUUAAUUAACAAGUUGUAUAUGUAGUAGUAGCUGCACUAAGAGCUAUGUUCCUAGGCUUAAUAUCUAGUCCAACUUAGGCACAAACUUUGUUGAGCUAUGCUAAUUAGGUUGCUAACGUUGUAUUGUAUUACUGUAUUAGUAAACAGUAGUACAACAUUUUGAUCAACCAAAUGUAAAAAGGGAACUAUUGUUAUCUAGUAAGAGUAGUAGUAUUACUAUUUCUCGGGCAAUAUUAUUAUUAAUCAAAUUACACCCGAGUUGGAUUGGUUUUC
Molecule: messenger RNA, 1039 nt
Organism: Glycine soja
Lineage: Eukaryota; Viridiplantae; Streptophyta; Magnoliopsida; Fabales; Fabaceae
Product: transcription repressor OFP6-like
Exons: 1
Coding region: 165-737 (190 amino acids)
Biological process (GO): negative regulation of DNA-templated transcription
Source: RefSeq, a predicted model, not a curated record